UGUGCAUGCAGACUAGACAACUUCAUAAGAUCUGGAGAAUGAUCAGUGGGGAACUCUGUCAAAGCGAAUAUCAUUCUCAUCAAUUAUUCAAAUUUAACAUUUUUCUCGAAAUGUUCUCUUUUCUCAUCCCAUUGUGGGACGCUAAUAAGGUUACUAUUGCUUCCGUCGCCUCCGUAGUCUUCUUAGCCUUUGCCGGUCUAACACUCGCCGUUUCGGCCGUGGCAUUAGUUGUAUCCGCACCUCUUUUCAUCAUAUUCAGUCCGAUUCUCGUACCCGCGACUAUAGCCACUACCCUCCUAGCCACUGGGUUCACGGCCGGUGCCACUCUCGCACUGACUGCCAUUGGCCUCAUCAUAGGGCUCAUUAAGACUGCGGAAGGAACUCGGUUGGCUCUUUCCGCCCAAAGACCAUUGAAAUUGCUAAAGUUUUCAGGUGGAUAUUGGGGAUUCUGGGGAGGAAAAACAUUUUCAGGAUCAUUCGGAGACAUUUUAAAAUGGUUACAAAAACAACCUUGGUUCAAAGGUAUACCAGCAGGCGGAGCUGCACCAACGGCAGGCGGAGCUGAACCACCGGCAGCCGAAGCUGCACCACCGGCAGGAGGAGCGGCACCAGCGGCAGGCGGAGCUGCACCAGCGGCAGGCGGAGCUGCACCACCACCGGCAGGCGGAGCUGCACCAAGCAUGUAGCAUACGUAAAUUAUUGAAUCUGAAACCAAGCGUUUUGAAAACGUUUUACGUAAUAUUGAAUCUGUUUAUAUUGAUAGAAGUAAAAGACUCGAUA
This is a messenger RNA of Brassica oleracea var. oleracea, 780 nucleotides long. RefSeq names its product oleosin-B2-like. The coding region runs from base 6 to 686 and encodes 226 amino acids. The record is from RefSeq and is a predicted model, not a curated record. The transcript is spliced from 2 exons. Gene Ontology annotation, cellular component: extracellular region; membrane; monolayer-surrounded lipid storage body. NCBI's taxonomy places the organism in Eukaryota, Viridiplantae, Streptophyta, Magnoliopsida, Brassicales, Brassicaceae. Gene Ontology annotation, biological process: sexual reproduction; lipid storage.